This is a messenger RNA of Diplodia corticola, 579 nucleotides long. RefSeq names its product nadh-ubiquinone oxidoreductase. The transcript is spliced from 4 exons. Lineage: Eukaryota; Fungi; Ascomycota; Dothideomycetes; Botryosphaeriales; Botryosphaeriaceae. Gene Ontology annotation, biological process: mitochondrial respiratory chain complex I assembly. The record is from RefSeq and is a predicted model, not a curated record. The coding region runs from base 1 to 579 and encodes 192 amino acids.
AUGGCCCACGACCACCAAUACCAUGCCAAGGACACGAUCGGCCGGACCAUCAAGACCACGAUGGUCACGGCCGGCGCCGGCACCUUCGUGUCCGCCAUCCAGAACACCCUGCAGAAGCAGAACUACGGCCCCAUGGGCAUCUUCACCCGCUCCGGCACCACCAUUGCUAUCUUCACGGCCAUGGGCGGCAGCUACGAGUUCGCUCGCACCGCGUCGGCGAACCUGCGCCAGAAGGACGACAGCUGGAACGAGGCCGUUGGCGGCUUCUUCGGUGGUGCUAUGGUCGGCUUGAGGUUCCGAUCCAUGCCCGCCGUCCUCGGUUACGGCGUCGGCCUUGCUACGAUUCUCAGCACCUUUGACUUCUGCGGCCAUGCUUUGACCGGAUACAGCCGGGAUCCCGAUACGGAUGAGUUUGAGAGGAAGCGUUUUCUCAGGACGAACUACAGGACACCGUCAGAGCAGACGGUUGCUGAGAUUGGCGAGGGCCGCGGCAUCUACCCUCCUGGUUACGAAGACAGGAGACGGCAGAGGCUCAAGGAAAAGUACGGCUAUGAGAUCGAGGCGCCGUCUUCCCACUGA